Dermacentor andersoni is the source of this 17297-nucleotide messenger RNA. It is a transcript of the gene crb, whose product is annotated as cell polarity complex component crumbs. Lineage: Eukaryota; Metazoa; Arthropoda; Arachnida; Ixodida; Ixodidae. Gene Ontology annotation, molecular function: calcium ion binding. The record is from RefSeq and is a predicted model, not a curated record.
UCGGGCCGGUUGUGUCGGCUGUGUGGUUCGCAGCGCGGCGAGCGUGGCAGGUGUGGCUGAGCUUGGCGUUGUUCGCCGUGCGAGCGUUGUCGUCUUCCGUUCCCGAGUCGAGUCGUGGCGCCAGUGUUUCAGUGUGUGGUCGAGCUGUGUGUGCCCUGUCCGUGAUCGCUCUUCGUUGCCGCGCGAUAGACACUCUGCCGCAACAACCACGGAAAGCAUGCGUCGGACAAGCGGCGGCCUCGUGAGGUGACAGCCGGUCGGCGGCGACGACGCACAGUGCAACGAGGCGGCUUUAUUAUAAUGACCACGCGCGCUGCACAGCUACCACCACAAUGAACGGAUUCUCCAUCCGGAUUUUCUGCGCAGGCCUCACCGUGGCCCUGCUGUGGGACCUGGCGUGCGCGGCGUCGCAGGUCUUCCUGAAUGGAUCCACGCGCCUCCUGCUGAACGACUCGCAGCCCAUACUGAGCGCAGUCACCAGCCUCACCUUCCGGACGUGCAGCAAUGGAACGAUACUCCGGCAGAGCUUCGGCAACGACUCCAUCUCGCUAGCCGUGCGCUCUGACGGUCCGCUCGAGCUCAGCUGGUCCGUCCAAGGGGUCAACGAUUCCGUCACGGUGGGGGCCAAUGUGACGGACAACCAGCUCUACUGGGUCUCCUUGCGUCCCACAUAUGGCCUGGUUUGGCUGCAUGUGGGUGAACAGCAGCCUGUGCUCGUGGCCAGCGACACCAUCAGGCCCUACCUACUCUCUCUUGCAUCGCAAGCAGCUGUGUCAACUGUGGUGGCACCUUUGGGGUUUCGUGGCUGCAUCUCUGGAGGCGCCAAUCUCCCCUUGGCCAGUGCACAUGCUGAGGGAAGCCCCACAUGGGAUGCCUGCCCUCUCCCAGAUGUGCGGCAUUGUAAGGACUACCGGGUGGACCCAUGCUUUGACUACUACUGCCAACACGGUGGCUUGUGCACACUACAGGGUGGAGUGCCCAAGUGCCUGUGCACAGCCAGGUACAGUGGCGAGCACUGUGAAAAAGAUGAGGGACCUCUGUGUGAUCGUGACCCAUGGAAGAAGAAGCCUUGCAUUAACGGCGGUGUCUGCGUGGAGGAUUGGCGGGGUAACAGCACGCAAUGCCUGUGCCGGGGGCCGUGGAGUGGCAGCGCAUGUCAGGAGCCUGCCCCCGAUGCCCAAUGUGAUCAGCCAUCCAAAAUGUGCCGGAAUGGGGGCAGCUGUGUGACUGGCAGUGUCCAGAGUCGCACCUUCUGCCAGUGCCCGCCAGGGUAUGCAGGUGUCUACUGUGAGCAGCAUGUCGGUGAGUGCCAGCUGGGCCUGUGCCACCAUGGUGGUGUCUGCACUGAAGGCCCUGUUGGGCCACUCUGCAACUGCCAGAACACUGGCUUCCGUGGUCCACUGUGUGAUGAGGAUGUUGACGAAUGUGCGGAGGACGGCAAGAACAUCUGCCUAAAUGGCGGCAGCUGUUUCAACCAGCCAGGAGGCUUUGAGUGCGUCUGCCCACCCGGAUUUGGGGGGCCACACUGCGAGCAGGCUGUUGGCCCGUGCAAGGACAGCUCUCCCUGCAUGCACAAUGGCACUUGCCAGGAGGUCGAUGGGGGCCUUAGCGGCAACACAAACUUCACCUGCCACUGCAGUGGUGUCCACUCGGGGCGCCACUGUGAGCUGCCUCGGACAUCUUGCACGCACUGGAGUUGCACACUCGGCACCCAGUGCAGGGCGCAGCUUUGGUGCGGCUGCUUGCCUGGAUAUCGAGAGGAUCCUGCCACGGGCCAGUGUGUGCGGCCAUCGAACUGCUCGUCGCCUUCGAAUCCAUGCCUGCAUGGAGGCACAUGCUACGACUCCAGCCAGUCUCCAUCACUGCAGACAGGAGGGCGGGCUUCAUACCAGUGCUUCUGUGCAGCUGGUUUCCGUGGAAGUCACUGUGAGGUCGCCGUCACCAGUGACCCCUGCGAUGUCAACCCUUGCCAGAACGGAGCCACGUGUCGCUCUGACAAUUGGGGAGUUGUGUGCCUCUGUCUGCCAGGGUAUUCGGGUGAUCUGUGCGAGCUGAAGGACGACCUGUGCAUCAGCAGCCCAUGCCUCAACGGAGGAACCUGCAUUGGCCUGGUGAAUGACUUUGUCUGCAAGUGUGAAAGUGGCUGGACAGGAAAGCAGUGUGACCGACAGCAUGACCCCUGUCGUGGAGCCAAUCCCUGUCUGCAUGGUACCUGCCACACUCUUUUGGGUGGCCGCUUUCACUGCCAGUGUCUGCCGGGAUACUCGGGUGAGCUAUGCGAAAGGAGGGAUGUUUGUACAGCUGACUGCAUCAAUGGAACCUUGUUCUGCCAUGAGCCAGGUUGGCAGUGCGACUGCCAACGUGGUGGAGAGACAUGUGGAAGUGAUGCAACUGUGUCAUCUGCUCCCGGUCCCUGCAGUAAGCGGCCGUGUGCAAACAAUGCCACCUGCCACCACAGUGAGCUGGAGCCGCAGGGCUACGUAUGUGCCUGCCCUCUGGGGCUGGUGGGCACCCACUGCGAACAGGAUGUGGAUGAAUGUGCCGGGCAUAAGUGCCCCAGUGGAAUGCAGUGCAUAGACAAGCUGCGUGGAUACGAGUGCAGAUGUCCUGAUCCUGAAGGCGUGUGUCAAAGCUUUGCCCUGCGUCCUCAGCGCUGUGAGCCAAACCCAUGUGUGACUGGUGCCAAGUGCCAAGAAGCCGACGAAGUGGGCAGCUUCCACUGCGAGUGCCCACGUGGCUACCAGGGUUCACUAUGUGCUGAAGAUGUGGAUGAGUGUGCUGCGCAUAUUUGCGAGCAUGACAGCCUGUGCCACAACCUGCCAGGAAAGUACCAGUGCUUCUGUCGGCCGGGAUUCACGGGCACACGCUGCCACAUAGAGGUGAACGAGUGCCUCUCACAGCCAUGCCUCAAUGGAGCGACCUGUGUGGACGGGGUGAACGAGUACAAGUGCAUCUGCCCUGGUGGCUAUCUGGGUGACCACUGUGAGAUAGACUUCAACGAGUGUGCCUCUAGUCCCUGCAUGCAUGGGGCUACCUGCCUGGACCAGGUCAAUGGAUUUCGUUGCGACUGCCCUGCGGGUUAUGAGGGCACUCGCUGUGAAAUUGACAUUGACGAGUGCCAAUCGGGACCGUGCCUCAAUGGAGCAAGCUGCCUGGAUCUUGUCAAUGGGUACGAGUGCAACUGCACUGAUACAGGCUUCGAAGGCGCACACUGUGAGCGAAACAUUGACGACUGCUACCCGGGGGCCUGCUUGCAUGGUGGAACGUGCGAAGACCGUGUGCGUGGUUUCUACUGCCACUGCUAUGAUGGCUAUGAGGGCAGUUCCUGUGAAACUGAUGUACCAGACUGCGACCCUCCAAGGCCGUCUGCUCCACCCUGUGAAAAUGGGGCUGCCUGUCUUGAACGCUCCAAUACGAGUCUCUACCGAGAAAACUAUCUGGGGCUCUUCCAGAGCUUCAGUUAUGCCACGGCUGCUGGAUAUGUCUGCCUCUGCCCACCCGGAUUUAAUGGAACAAGAUGCGAAAACAACAUAGACGACUGUCCUGGCCACAACUGCAGUAUCUAUGGUCACUGUGUUGACCUGGUGAAUGCGUAUCGCUGCGAGUGUCAGGCUGGAUAUGAAGGUGUCGACUGUGGAACUGAGGUGAACGAAUGCGAGGCAUAUCAACCUUGUCGCAAUGGUGCCACCUGUCAUGAUAAGGUUGCAGACUAUGAGUGUACAUGUGCUGAUGGGUAUGGUGACAAGAAUUGCUCAACACUCCUGAUUGGCUGCCGAGAGGUGCCGUGUCUGAAUGAUGCCCGUUGUGAGCCGCUAUUGACUGAUGAUGGGCAGCACUCAUACCGCUGCCAUUGCCUGCCAGGCUUUGCCGGAAACAUCUGCCAAACAGUUACAACUGCCUCACUGAACAAUGAAUCCACUUGGGACCUCACCAUUAAUGCAGACCGGCAGCGUGAAGGUGCGCUGGACCACCACAAGUUGAGGAUGCAAUUCCGAACAACCCUUCCCACGGGUCUGUUAGCGCGCGUGGUUCUCGAUAAAAGUCGCUUGCUGUUGGUUGCCCUGGCCCAAGGCCGAGUAAUUGUGGAGUCUGCAGAUGACUCAUUGGUCACCAUUGGUGAGGGACUGAAUAAUGCUGAAUGGAAGGAACUGAAUCUGGAAUUGUUAUUGGGAUCGAUAUCUGUGUCCCUGACUGAAGGCCCUAAUGCAACAGCCUUAUUGCCUGGCUAUGAUCCGGCAACUCCGCUGGUUUCAGUUGUCCUUGGAAGUGGACAGUCUCAUCGAGAUGCUGCCAAUAGUGUGUGGAGUUUGCAUAAACAGAACAUAAGUGGCUUUGUAGGGUGCUUGAGAGAAGUGUGGCUCGACGGAGUGCUGCAGUUGCCACGUGACCAGGCUGGGCUCUCUGAGGGUUGUCCACGUGAGGAGCAGUGCGUCACUGACACAUGCAGUGGCCAAGGCAACUGUGUGGAUCUGUGGGACCGGCACGAGUGUCACUGCCACCGACCCUACUAUGGCGAGCGGUGUAACAACAGCUACCCAGCGGCCACCUUUGGUCAUCACAACAGCUUGAGCUUCACCAGGCUGCGGGUGAAGCCUGAACACUGGGGCAGCCUUGGCCUGGGAGUCGAGGCCACCCUGUUUGUGCGCACCCGGAGUCCCUCUGGCCUGCUCUUCUACAUCGGUGCAGAGCCCUCGCCUACGCAGUCUUCAUCGGGUGAUGAGAGCUUCUUAGCUGCCCGGCUCCGUGAUGGCCGUCUUCAAGUGCUUCUGCUGAGCAGUUCCACUGGUGGUGCUGGAACAACCUACGUGCCUAAGAUUCUGCACCCAUCCAAGUUGCGACUGGAUGAUGGCAAGCUUCACUUUGUCCAGGUGUGGCUCAACGAUUCGUGGCUCGGAGCAGCAGUGGACGGUCAGGAGGGUUUGGAACCCCCGAUGAGUGGUGGCAGUGGUAACGUCAUUGCCCCCCACAUUAUCUAUCUUGGAUGGCUGCAGACGCAGAGUCAGCCACCCCUCAGGCGCCGACGCCGGCAGGCUGCAGUGGGUGGUGGUUCUUCCUGGCUGGGAGCGCUCACUGAUUCCGUUGGCAAUGUUGACGCAUUCAAGGGAGUGCUUCAAGAUUUGAGGCUCAAUGACCGGCCGAUCCCGCUGGUCAAGUCAGAAGAUGCGGAAGGAAUUGACAACAACACAGUGGCCGAACCGGUGCAGAGUCUCAACGUGCAGAACGGAGUGGUGGGCGAUGACGUCUGCAACAACAGCCAGGACCCGCCCUGUCGCAAUAAUGGCACGUGCAGGGACAUCUGGAAUGCCUACGAGUGUGUGUGCCCGCCUUCAUAUCGGGGCAACCGCUGUGAAGAAGUUAAGCCAUGUGUUCUUAACCACUGCCCUGAAAAAAGCACUUGCCAAGAUCUGGAGCAGGGAUUCGAGUGCGUUUCUUCAGCCACAUUCGACGCCAACCGCAGAGUGUCCUUUCGCUAUCGGGCAUUGCUGCCAAGUGAUCAAAGGGUGGACAGUGUGUCCAUGCGGUUCCGAACGCGCUCGCCGAAUGGCAACCUGUUAUGGCUUGCCUCCGGUCCAGGGAGCGGUCGUUUCUUCUCACUGUCACUAGUCGACAGUAAGGUGGAGGCUCGCUGGCAGUUCAACAGCAAGGAACAAAGGCUGCACUUCGGGAUUAAUGCCACACAGGGAGAGUGGCAGGAAUUGCGGGUGAACAUCAGCAACACCGCCGUAAAUGCCACUCUUGUUCCGGGUGACGUACAGAUGCUCCUCAGAACAGAUAAUGGGGUGCUAGGGCUCUCGGACCUUUUGGCAGUUGUUGCUCUUGCUGGUGACACUGCUGAAGUCUCCUCUGGAGGUCAUGGCGAUGUCCCAUUUGAGGGAUGCCUUGAGGAGGUGCGCCUUGGUGGUAUCCUCUUGCCAUUCUUCACACCUGACCAUCUUGUGAGCAGCAACACCACUGCCACGUGGGACCGAUUUGAGCUUGUUGGCUUGGAUGAGCCGUCGGCAGGCUGCAUUCUUUGUCGACCCGAUCAGUGUGCUCAUGGUGGCGAUUGCCAGGACCCACUGGAGUCAUACGUCUGUGUCUGCCCACAAGCCUACGAGGGUGAACGGUGCGAGCUCGAUGUGGAUGAGUGUGCAACAAACCCCUGUCAACAAGGAGCACCAUGCAUCAACCUCGACGGAGGUUUCCGGUGCAACUGCUCUAAUGGCUACACAGGAAAGCUUUGCGAGGAGCGCAUCUGGUACUGCAGCUUCAGCCCAUGCCAGAAUGGAGCCACCUGCAUGGAUGGUGAACCGGGCCACUUCAGCUGCCAGUGCACCGAUGAUUUUGAGGGCCAGAACUGCACUGACAGGAAAGUCAUCACGUGUGACCAAGCUCCCUGUCAGAACGAUGGAGUGUGCAUUUCUCAAGAACCUAAGGGGAAAAUUGCUUACGAGUGCAAGUGUGAGCAUGGUUUCGAGGGAACCAACUGCGAGCGCCCCCGUGACUUCUGUGAGAGUGCACCGUGCCUGCAUGGUGCCACCUGUGUGAGCGAAAGAGGUGGUUAUCGAUGCAUCUGUGUUGACGGCUACAGGGGUGAUGCCUGUGGUGAACUCAUAGACUUCUGUCACGAGCCUCAGCCUGACACCCCAUGCCUCUAUGGGGGGCAUUGUGUGCCACAUGUGGGUGGCUUCACUUGCAACUGUGAUGGCACUGGCUACGAGGGUGCUCGCUGCGAGACAAACGUGAACGAGUGUGCACUGGAGGUGUCCCCUUGUGAGCACGGCAGUACGUGCGUUGACACUCAGGGCUCGUAUGAGUGCAUGUGCGCCAGUGGCCGCUUUGGCCGGCACUGUGAGCACAAUGACACCUGCCACCUGGAGGAGCCAUGCCGCAAUGAGGCUCCCUGCACACCACUGGCCGAGGGGCGCUUCUUCUGCAACUGCACACCAGGCUACCACGGGCUCACUUGUGCGCUCCUGGUGAGCAGUGCCUCGCUGGACAGCACAGACCUGAAGCUGGUGAUUGGCCUCACGGUGGCGUGUGUGUUCCUGCUGGCAUUCAUUGUGGGGGCUACGGUGUUCCUGCGAAUGGCCAAGAAGAAGCGUGCAACCCGUGGCACCUACAGCCCAAGCAACCAGGAGAUGUUUGGUGCGCGCGUCGAGAUGAAUCCCGUGAUGAAGCCUCCACCGGAGGAGAGGCUGAUAUGAGGGGGAUUAACAGACAGUGGUUUUGUUCCUGCCCACCGCUGGUGGUGCGGCGGUGGUGGUAGUGGUGCUGCUGUGUCCCUGUGCUAGCUUCGCUUCACUUUGAACGGCACGUCUACUUUGAGACAGGUCCUAUUGAUCCAGAAAAGACUACGUUGCGGUCUCUUGGAGUGAAGGCAUGACACUUCAUUCACUAUGCAUGUCUUUGUGCUGGGAAGGCAUUGUUGAAUUGUUCCACGUCUGCACACCUCUGGCAACAAAGUUCCAGCCUGGCUUUCUUGCACUGAACUUAUGAACUGAGGCAGUUGGGCUCUUCAUGUGACACAAUACGAAGUUGUCUGUUCGCUUAAAGACCAAUAUUUCUUUUUCCUAGAAUUUGAGCCAAGAUGUUUCUCCUACUUGUCAAAUAAUCUUAGUUCUGAGACCAUCUUUACCACAGUUUUAUCACCAUGUCUCUGCAGAUGUGAUUCCAUAAUUUUGUUUUCUUGUGAUCACUCAACUGUACUGGCUUGCACCUUUUCUUCUCAGAGCUGGCAUGUUAUUUUUCCUUUUUUUGUUUCCUUCAGGAAAGGUUUUCAUUUAUUAUGACGAAACUAUUGCAUAUGCAGAAGCCUCUGCUGUGUGGCUGUUUUACUCAUUUUGAGUAACUCCUCAAUCUUAGCAAUGACAACUUCAAGUUUCAGUGCCGAGUUAGCCUGUCAUGCCAUCUUUGAAUUACUCUGGUUUCAUUUCUUACUGGCAGUGAUAAAUAUGCUUCUUUUUGUGUGCCUGUACAGAACACCCUUCGAUGCAUCAUUGUCCCAAGUGGUCAACUUUGGCAUGACUUUCAUGCCAAGAGUUCCAUAACACCAAACUUUGCUGGCUUGAGAGUCAAGUUGAAGAUAGCGACCUUCGUUUUUCGUGUUGCUUCGAUACUGAUGUCACCACUGCCAUAAUAGUUGUUUUGUCGCUAUGGCAAUGGCAUCGUGAUCCCAUCAGCACCACAUUGCCUUCUCUUCAAGCCAAGCACAUGUGCCUGGAGCUCUAGAAGAGCAGCUAUGACCACCAGCACCAUGGGACCAAGUGUGUUUGUGCUUUAUUUUUCUUUUAAAAGUUUGUCGUGACUCUGAUGUGCUGUGGGAUGUGCAUAUUAACAGACUACAUAACCUGCCACAAGGUUUCAGCUGUUGGACUGUGGAGGGUUCUUGGGAUGCACGGCAACUCAAACUCAAGAUGAGCUGACAGUGUGCAGAAGACUGAUGAAAUGUUUUGAACUCUGCCACACGCUUUCUCAGAUGUGAGUUCCUAUGGUGCUAUGAGCAGUGAGUUGCAUUGCCUUUGGUGCAAAAUGCAGACAUCGCUGUCAACGCCAGGACUCCGGAGUGAAGCAGAGUUAAUGGCACAUGCAGAUCCAAGUGUUGCUGUCCCAUUAGCUGCCUGUUUUCUUCGUUACAAACUGGCUGUGCUUGUUUGUGUCACACUUGUUGGAAUGGGCCUUCUACACAUAUUUUCAUUGCCUACAAAGAUAACUUUUCAGCCAAUGCAAUGACUCUAUGUAGACAUGUUGAUUUACGCUCUCUUUUCAGAGAUGCUGUUAAGGAAGCACUGUUACCUGAUACAGAGAUGUAUGGGUGCAUUUUUUCAGAUUUAUAUUUCUGUUCACUGCAUGUAUAAUACUGAGAAAAAGGUUAGAUAUUACUGAUGCGCUUUUCCUCAUUCCGUCCAGCACACUCAAUGUGCGACUCUUGCCAAAGCGCCUAUAUGAUGUUGGCUUUCUGUAGAUACUAAUGAAAUGCUAUCAUAUGAGAUUUAUUGUGUACAAAGCAAACCUUAUUGUAAAGUAUGUGCAACAGCUGUGUGCCUUUUGUCAUCACCAUGCCAGUUACCAAGGCAGCACAUUGGAUAAUAUAGAAAUGGCACAAGGCUUUCAAAGUGGUCAAGAACAAAACAUCUCAAUACACAGGACAGAGAAAUAGACAAAACAACACAAGCGCUCAUGUUGCUUUGCCUGGCUCUCUGUUUUGUGUAUUGAGCUGUUUUAUUCUUGAAAAUGCUACAUCAACUGGCCUGAACUUCUGCACUUUGAAGGUCAGUGCAGAGAAUUGGAAGCUUUUAGACUUGCCUAAUCCAAGUGAGAGGCUGCUAAUUUUUAUUAAGUUCCUGCAGUCUGCAAUUACGCUGCGUGGGAGGUGAGUUUUUUAGUUAGCAUAACAAUGUACUUAGUGUUUAUGUCAUGGGACUUCCAGCUCAGACAUGUAGGGAUUAGUGUGGAGACUGGACACUGGACACACAAGAGUGCUAAAGCCUGCACUCUAAAUCAACAGCACAAAUGAGAGGUAGUUAUUGCUUGAGUAUUAUCUUACAAGGAGACACUAGAAUAUCCUAUAGUUUCAACUGUGAGGUGUUUUUAUGAAAUAGCUCAUUUGGAGAUUGCUAGCACGAAACUACAGUUGGUGAUCCUUGGCAAAUUUUGUCUUGCUAGAACACCACUUGUGUGGCUUGUCAUUUGGGCGCCGAUUUCCCCUCACUCUUGGCAAAAGUAUCCACCAAGAUGUUUACCACAGGUUCCUGCCUCUGUUCAGCAGCAUGUUGUCUCAGUGCUAUGUGUUGGCAAUGUGCUACUUCAUUCGGAAGGCCACAGUUUGUUCUGUCGAUUACGAAGGGUAAUCGGAUGUUAUGCCUCAUGUUCUUGUAUGUACUGCAUUGCCAAUAGUGAACACGCAAAGUGUACAGACAAAUAACAUGCCUCGAGACGCAGCGAUUAUGCUUAUUCUAGCAUCAUUUCAAGAUCUUGUCUUUCACCGUCAAAAGUUCAGCACCGAGUAGCAGCAACAUUCUUUCAAUCAGUCCUUACGGCAUCCGUGGAUGGUGGCCUGAAUUCUGUACAAAUUCAAGAAUUACAGCCAAUUUAUGGCCAUCUUAAAGAUAUAGGUGAGCUAGACUGUUUUUCACACAGUAUCAGGCCUUUUACUCGUUAUGCAGCAACCCCCUGAUCUGCUUACAGUGAGGGAGAAAUCAUUUGUUUUUACUUCGAGCACUAUGAAAACAGAGUGCAUGCUGACUUAUAGUAAGGUGUCCUGUGCUUCGUCUUGCUUUCUUUUUCAUGUGAUCAUGCAAUAUGGAUGCCAUUGCAGCAGUUGUGAUCAAGAAUCUCCUCUUUACAGUUUCACAGUUUGAAACAACUGUGGAGCACUCAUCAAGGUGCAACAAGUUGCUGCUUGCUGUUUGGCUGUAAACGUUACUCAGGCAGAGGUGACGAGAACUGAGCUGGUGCCCAUUUGACAUUUGCCUUCUCUUUACGCUGCAGCCUUUCAGUAUCAAUGCAUCAUGUUCAUCCAGUUAAAUUGGUGCGAUUGUCUCUUAAAAGUCACUAAAAAAAAUUCUGGUGCAAGCAACAUUGAGAGGGCACAAUGCAGCACAUAUGCAUUUGCAACCUGAUUUUUGAUGUCCCACGUUUUCCUUUUAAUGGGCAUUUAGUGCACAAACUUCUCAAACUGAUGUGACGACAGCACAUUCUACGCUUCUAUGUAAAAGCAAUCACAUUCACAUGCAGCUCAGUCUUUGCUUUUGAUUUUUGGUCAUUGUGCUUUGCUUUUCCUGCUUUUUGUAGGAUGAAAACUGAGAGAAAAAUAUUCCCUCAGUCUGCACUUCAAGGACCUGCUUUGUGGAAACUUCAAUGUUUGUUUGCUGUAUUGUUGCACACUGACCUGUCAGUUUCAGCAUCUACUUGAGUCUCAUGCUGCUGGUAUACUUUGGGCAAUCAGUCUGUAAGUGUUUGUCAAAAAGCACAUGUUAGGUGGAGGGGAGAAAACUUUUUUUUCUUUACCAGCUCUAAAGCAGGCCAUAAUAUCAACUUUUAUCUUCCUUGUCCUCCAUUGGCACAAAGAACUGUCCCGAGUUGAGCUCCUGAUCCUUUAUUUUGCCAAAGAUAAUGACUGCACUAUGAGAAAAAGGGGCAUACACUGUGUUCUUCCUUUAUUUGUUCUGAGAACAUUGUUGCCCAUACCUAUCACUUGCCCAACAAGCACACCAAUUUUAUUGGGUCUUUUGUCGGAAGGCACACUUAUAAGGUUAUGAGUGUGCAUGUGUGAUAAUGAUUGUGCUAGAUCCCUGCUAGAGGUUGUCAUGCUUCUGUAAUUGCUCAGGGAGGUUAACGCUGCAGCAUUUCUUUUUUUUGCCUCUUGUCACCAUGCAUGUGCUUUUGGAACACUUGCCAUGUGAAAUGUGUUUGGCUGAAUUACAACUGCUGCAACAUCCCACUGCAGUCACCAUAUGGUCUAAGGCCUCAGUAGUGCCAUUGUGUAAAGUGUGUAGCCCGGUCAGCACAGUAAUUUUUUUUUUUUUUUCCUGACCCAGCUCGUCAUGUAAGCAACCACGCAGUGCAGGCUGCCAUUGUCUAUCCACUCAGGUCUUGUAGGUUAUGCUGAGACUGUUGGUGUUUUCAGCAGUUCUGCUCAACAUGUUACAAUGGCACUAACUGUUCAUUUAGGUGAUGCAGCAUGCCAUGUUCACAUUUUGCCUGCCUUUUUGAAAAGGCUGCCUAGCUGAUUGCAGUAGCAUUACAUAAAUGCUAUGUAGCUUAAGUCUCUGUGCUUGCAGAACUGCAUUGCUUGAAAGCAGGCCGAAGGGCGACCCAUAGUACACCAUGCAGCUUUUCGUUAUAUGUGUGUCUUCUUCUUUGUUGUUUCCAAGCAGUGCAGUUUUGUAAUCAUCAACCAACUAGCUUGACAUUUCUUUUCUUGAGUCCUCGCCUGCACAUGAGCUGUGAUCACGCAUUUUGCUUACCAAAUACGCUAGCACAAUGGUGCUUCAUAUUCAGGAUAUCUCUGGACGUUGGACGAUGGCACACCAAUGUGCAGCUAGUGCCUCGUGGUGGCUUGCAUGUGGUUUGGGUUGGGAAGAGGAGUGAUCUUGUCUGCAUGGCGUUGCUCUGAUGGUGGAAGCAGGAAGUUGUGGUUUGUAGUGCCGUGAAUGCUGCUGUGUCUGUUUAGCACAUUUAUGCUUGCUUUCUGGCCAGAUCUAAUCCCCAUGGGUGCGUGUUCAUGCACAUGUAGUCUGGAAUGGUUUGCUUGCAGCUUUUUGCCGAUGUUAAGAAACAUUUCAUGCAGGGCAUGGGCUGGACAUGAAGAUAUCUGAGCCAGAUGCUUGCUUACCGAUUUGCUCCAAUAUAAUACCAAAUCCAGUUGUUUUGUUCUCACUGCCGCUGUGCUCACAAAUGUGCUAACUCACUCUUAACUGUAGUGCUUGGGGCCCUCUAUCUCUGAUGUCUGAUGUGAAGGUUUCAUACCGUGAAAAUGCUAGUUAUGGUGUGAUCGUUUAUUUUAUACUUUUUAAAGAAAUAUUUCUAUUUACUACAGACAAAAGAACACAUUCCACCAGUUUAAAUGAAUAUGAAUGAAUGCGAGUUGCAUUUCAGUGGCUGAAUGCAAUGCUUGAAUUGUUUAUGGAAACUUACUACGGGUGUGUAACUUGUGCAUGUUAUUUUGUGAUUUUUUUUCUUCCCCAUAUCCUCCAAAGUACACGGAACUCUACUGCUUCCAAAGGUAUCGCUGAGCUCGCGGCAUGCUUCUGGCAAUUUCGCUUUUCUUUUCUGACUAGAAGUCACAUUGCCUGUUGGCCAGUGGUAUUAGCAUUUUCAUAUGUAAAAGAUUUGUAACAUCUAGCUGAAAUGAAUGGGGCAUUGUAUUCGAAGGUUAAGCUGCCAUGCAGAUAUACCUUCAUGUGCAUAUUUUAGCAAAACGAAAGUACGCUGUUUUGGUACUUUAAAGAGCAGUUACCAUGUCAAACGGCAGUUUUGCCUCAUGUUGACUUUAGAACUUGACUGCUUUGUUUUUAGUAAAUUUUCUUAUUGUGUACCAAAUUCAUGACAGGGGCUUGAACAAAGCAACAAGUCCUGGUGUAUUUCUUUACAAAUACAGUGGAUGCAACUUAAUGUGAGGGGAGAAGGCAAGUUGUGUUUCCCACACACCUUUGGUGCUGUGUGUGUGAGACAUGCCAGUUUUUGAAAGUCCAUCGCCCUGAACUACAAGUCUGCCAGAAGCGUGUUCUGUGGGAGUGGCUUAAAUUAUGAUGUCCCCCCAACUCUUCUUUUUUUUGUGUGUGUCCUGAAUAAAAGGCCCACCACUUAAGAGCAGUUGUGCAGUAUAUAAACAAGUGUACAUUCCAUGUGGAUUGCAUGUUCUGCACAGAUAUAGAGAGCAUGCUUGUAUUCAUGUUUUGUUGUGUAUUUAUUCUUUUUUGUUUGUUUCUUUAGAGAUGUAUGAAUGCCUUGCUUGAACCUUGAUAGAUUCAACCCCAAUUGUUGCAUUCAGCUGCCAAGAAGUGCCUUGAUAACUGUAAUUUAACUGCCACUGAACUGCUCCACGUGUUUUUUUUCUAGCCUCUGUUUGAGUGCACUAAAAGAAAGAAAUGUUUUUAUAUAUGCUGUAUGCAUGGGAAUCCUUUAAGCACAUGGGAAUCCUUUAAGCACGUGCCAUAGGUUUCCCCUGGGGUACAUGUUUGCAGUAGAGUAGCGCUAAGACAUCACGCGUUGCAAGGUGCUAGUAUUGUGUGUAUGCACUUGAGCUCACAUUCACGAAGCUGUUUACAUGUAAUAACAAUCUGUGGUUGAUUAGCUGUGCUACCUAGGCUGCUCUUUUAUUGGCUGUCAUGAUUGGCCUGCACAUGAGUGCUGAUCAAUUUCAAAGUGUUCCGAUGUGCAAAUGGCUUUGUAAAUAUGGUCCUUGGUUUAUGUCUGUUGCUGGGGUUGGGCCAGGUUUGCACAAAUGCCACCAGUUGAGAACUGAGCUUGGAUGCUCCUUGCGUAUAAAAUUGCACAUGCAUUCACAAAUGGAGCUUGGGCUUGGGACAAGCUGGAGUUAGUGCAGCGUGCAAUGUGUAGUGCCAUUCGCACUGAGGAUUAUAACGAAGCAAUGAGGCAUGGGAUUGUUGCACCCUGCAGAAUAAAUGUAGGACUGUAUUCUGUAACUGUCCUCUUUCCAUUCAAUUCUUUCCGUAUCGUCGGUCACGCCAAGCUGCCACUUCUGGAAAUGACAUUGUGAAAGCAUGUGGACCAAUGACAAAGGGCAGAUGGAAAUCUUAAAGGGCUCCUCACCAGGCCACAUAGCAAAUUUUGAUUAUGCGCUGGAAGUAGUUAUGUGCCCCCUAAGGAGUGUUCUACAGUGAGAAUUCUUUUAAUUAGUUCAUUAAUGAACCCAUGAGUUCAUGAAGCAUGCAUCACCGCCAACAUAAAUACUCUCUACACUUGCCGCGUCUAGCUUCUGCAAGCAAAAUUCCUUCCCUGUAUUCUCCCAUACUGGAGCCGGAGGAUCGCCUGAUGAACACAUCACGGGCCUCACUUUUUUUUUUUCUCUCGUGUUUUUGCUGAGUGGCACACUUCUGGUGACAGUCUCACGUGCAAGCUGUUGCGUUUGUCUCGUUUCACGCAGCAGACAAUUUUGCACGCUCUGCACAAGAACACCUGAUUAGCGGUAUAAGUCAGUGCCACGACCACGAGCACUGAGGCAGACGUGAGAGGAUGAAAGAGCAUGAUCGUGGCCCUGGAAAAUUGUAGAAAAUGGCGUAGUUUAGUUCUCUGUGUACACGAUUGCACGGUGUGGGAACAAAUAGACGAAACGGACGUACGUAUCUCUUGGUAUGGUACAAAGUAAAAAAACAUUCAGUUUGUAUGUUGUAUGAUUUCUCUGAACUUUAAUUCUAUUAAAGCAAUAGAUAAAGUAAACUGAUGUAAACUGAAGUAAACUGAUGUGGCCUUGACUAAUUCACGUGGCACUGAGUGACAUCAAUGCACUACCAUGUACCUAGGCGCACUUGCACGAUUGACAACUGUUUGGCUGGCAGCAUGGUACCUUCGAGGAGAAGGGCAAACGGCGUUUGGUUUGAAACUUAAGCUCUUUCCAUGUCAUUUAGGGACGUAAUACUUAGCAGACACGAUAAUUAGCACACAUUGUAUGCACUGCAUUUGUCAUACCAAAAUGGCCGGACCUGGUAGGGGCUCUUUAAACAAAACCUGGGACCUAAUCUGAUCUUUUUCUUUAAAAAUUGAGUUUGAUACUGUGGGUGGUUACAUGGACUUUAAAGAAGUAUCGAUAAUGAUAAAUACUUUUUAAAUCGUGUUUGAUGGGAGAAUAUUGCACAAUAUAUGUUAAAUUGGUCAUGACGUGGUCGUUCAAAUAUUCUCAGUUUGUCAUUGUAACUGAGAGUGGAGGGGCCAAUAUGUUUGUACACAUGAAAAGAAACUGGGCCCUCGGCACACAUUUUAACCAGAAAUAUUUAUUUGAGAUCACUGCAUCUAAGUGGCUCCAACAGCGACUGCUAUUUUGGCAUGCCUUGUGCGACAUCAAGAAGUGGGUGACCACUGCCUUGUCGUCUGCUCAAGGCAUUCCAAAACCGUAUGCAUGCUGUGCCAGACUUCUUGCUUUACACACUCUGGCACCUAAUGGUGCAGCAAGGGCAUUGCCAUUGCAUUGUGCUCGCAAGUAUUUCACUCAUGCAAUAAAAACAGCACAAACCAGGGGAAGCCUGCAGAAACAAUCUUUAUCAUUGAGACUCGCAUGCGAAAAUGAUACUAUGUGUAUACUGUGCACAUCAACCACGCCGAACACACAUUAUUUCAUCACCCAGCAGUGUUGCCAGACUGCUGUUUGGUUAAAAUUGAAAUAAAGUUUUCUACCACACCGAAUGCACUCAAAUUUUGCCAGCUUGCUGUGGGAUGCAAACGGUUUAUCAUGUAAGGCACAAUUCAAGAUAGAAAUUUGGCAUCAUGGUCCCUUUAAGCAACUUGCAGGUUUAAGCUAGUUGCUUGUACAUGUUUUCGUCUUUCUUUUUUCCAAAUUCUACCUUCGUGCUGAUAUUCACAAUAUCGUAUCACAUUUGAAUAAUUUGACUGAUGUGACCGAGUUUCUUCUGCUUGCAUAAAGCUAUGUCUCACAAGUGCAGCCGCGAUCAGGUGUACUGCCUCUACAGCAUCUGUACAUAAGCUGCAUUUGCUAUGCACAGGCCAAUAAAGAUUGGCUGCAAAGUCAGAGAUGCCAAUAAAACAGCAGUGGAUGUUGACGGACAGAAGUUGACGUGGUGGCAGUUCUUUGCAGAAAGUGAAGGCAGGCAGGUCACCCAGAUGGCAUGCCCAGUUUUCUACCCUACACAGGGGUCAAAAAGAGAUUGACAAGGACAGUUGAGCUAGUUAGUGCACUGUAUUUUAGCCAGCUUUGCAGACAACUGAGCAGAGAAAGAAGGAACACAGCAUUGUAUUGUGUUCCUCUCUUUGUCUGAUGGUUCUCUACUAAGCUUACUUGUGCAGCAUGAAGGAAAUUUUCUGCAACAAAUUUUUUCCCCCUAGUUGAAUGUAGCUUUUUGCAUCCCAAGCUCACUUGUGCAAAGUCCAAAAAGAAGAAAAUCUGAGACAGAUACUGUACUAUGCUUUCUUGAAUGCUUCACGCUCACUUACUAAUUGGAACAAAACAUUCACUAGAAAUUAUGCAUGAAACAUUGCAACUAUUAAUUGACAUAUUUGUUGAUGAGUAAAUAUAGCCAAAAACUUCUCCUUUUUCUUUUUUUUGCUUUUACUGUUGCAUACAUUUGUGAAAGACCUUGGCUUAAACAGAAAUGCCAAAGUCUCUAGGUGUGUCAUUAAGAACUCAUCACUGGCUGGGGCUAGCACAGUUAUGGUAGAGCAGUAACAUUUCCCUCACUUGCUUGUCUAUGAAGUCUGUUGGGGCUGUCUGAAAACAAAAACAAAACAAGAAAAACGAGGGACUCAAUUAUACAAGUAUUAGCAAAUAGCUUCUGUGCUGUGUGGCAAUUGCACAGAAAUAUGGCAUUCAAUCUCCCCACUACAACUGUUGCAUCACAGUGGCCGCGCACAAUGCUCUUGCAUUUAGAGAACUAAUUCAGUCUGGUGCUUAUUACAGAAAGGUAUAUAAAGUGCCUUGCUGCUGUGCAAGAAAACAAAUGCAAUGCUCCAGAAUAGUGGUCGGCACAGUCUUUUCAAUUUUGCACAACACUGAAAAUCUCUUGAACUUUAUAGCGAUGUAUAGUGUAGAAAAAAAAAGUUGUGAAAUGUGUGUUGUUUUUCUGUGAAUUGUGUCAAGCCAAAGGCUUCUAAAGAAAAUAAAAGGUGAGGCCUCUAUAAUUGUG